CACAGGGCCAACAUUCCAUUCUAUACUCCGGUGGCAGCACAGACCAGCGAGUCGGCAGGGCUGCAGACAAGCGCCGAUCGAUUUUUCGGGUCGCGCUCUACAACACACUCUCUGCUGUAUACAAGCGAGAAAGAGAGAGUAGACGAACGCGAAAUGAGAGCGUCGUCGGCCGGUGCUGCAGUAGCAUCAGUAUAUAGUGUACGUUGCGCUUACGAGGAUGCCGCCGCCGCCGCCGCCGCCGCCGUUGCCGUUGAUCGAGUUGUUGUUGUUGUUCGCGACAGCUGAAUCCUUCGGAUGGAGAUAAUACAGCAUAUUCCGCCGCUUUUGCUAGCAUCGUUGCUGCUGCUUUGGGCAUAUAGCUUGGAGUGCGCGUCUGCGACGUGUCUACAGAGGCGACCUGUUUACGGAACUAGCUCGCUGUGUGCGCGUAUAUAGUGCAGUGAGGGGCCGGCGAAUUUCUCGGCCAUCGCCGCAGUCCGAGUGACGCCCGGAGUCAUGGAUCACCAUCACCGUCGAGGACGUGGUCGUAGCUACCUGGCAGCUAUGCUGAGACGGCGACUGCCGAUUUGCGCCUGGUUACCCACCUACAACUCGGACAAACUCUUCAGCGAUGCCAUCGCCGGAAUUACCGUCGGGCUUACCGUCAUGCCUCAGGGACUCGCUUACGCGACUCUUGCCGGACUCGAGCCUCAGUACGGAUUGUACUCGGCGUUCAUAGGUGCGGUGAUCUACGUGAUUUUCGGCUCGUGCAAGGACAUAACCAUCGGACCGACCGCAUUGAUGGCCCUGAUGACGCACCAGUAUGUCCAGGGCCGGAGCGUCGACUUCGCCAUACUCCUGGCCUUCUUGUCCGGCUGCAUGCAACUACUCAUGGCUGCCCUUCGACUAGGCGUGCUGGUGGACUUCAUAUCGAUACCGGUGACGGUCGGCUUCACCUCGGCUACGUCUGUGGUAAUCGUGGCCACGCAGUUGAAGGGACUGCUGGGACUGCACAUCAAGCCUCAAGGUUUCAUGGACACGAUCCAGCAAGUCUUCAGGCAUAUAAACGAGACCAGUCCCUGGGACACCUGCAUGAGCUUCACUUGCAUCGUUGUUCUGCUGUUCUUUAGAAAACUGAAGGAUGUGAAAUUCUGCGGUGCCGGUGAGAAACCAACGAAGCGCCAACGCAUCUUUACCAAGGCCCUCUGGCUCAUCUCCACAGCUCGCAACGCGAUAGUCGUCGUCAUCUGCUCUACCAUCGCCUAUAAGCUCGAGACUUCCUCGAGCUCGCCGUUCGUCCUCACGGGUCCUGUAAGAGCAGGUUUGCCGAGCUUCAGUCUGCCGCCGUUUUCAACGCAAGUGAAUAACCGCACGCUCAACUUCAUGGAGAUGUGCACCGAGCUUGGACCGUCCAUCGUUCUCGUACCCAUCAUCGGUGUUCUGGGAAACGUAGCCAUAGCCAAGGCAUUCGCGAGUGGCCAUCAGGUAGAUGCCACGCAGGAAUUGAUAACGCUUGGAAUAUGCAACGUACUGGGCUCUUGCGCGAGCUCCAUGCCCGUGACUGGAUCGUUCAGUAGAUCGGCUGUUAAUCACGCCAGCGGUGUCAAAACUCCUAUGGGAGGUCUGUACACCGCGAUACUGAUUCUUCUCGCUCUCACGUUGCUCACGCCGUACUUUUACUUUAUUCCGAAAGCAUCGCUGGCAGCCGUAAUCAUAUGCGCCGUGAUCUACAUGAUCGAGUACGAGGUAGUGAAGCUCAUGUGGAGGUCUAGUAAGAAGGAUCUCAUCCCGAUGUUUGCAACGUUCUUCCUGUGCCUUGUUAUUGGAGUGGAAUACGGAAUCGUUGCUGGCGUUGGCAUUAAUUUAGUAUUUUUACUGUAUCCGUCGGCACGACCGCAGGUUCACGUGGAGAAGUACUUUACGGAUUCGGGAGCAGAGUAUCUAUCGGUGACGCCCGGAAACAGUCUUUACUUCCCUGCGGUGGACUUCAUCAAGCAGUCGGUUGGAAAUGCCGGAAUCACAGAGGGUUCCAGUCAGAUACCGGUGGUCGUUGAUUGUAGAUACGUCCUUGGUGCCGACUUCACUGCUGCUAAAGGAAUUGCUGCUUUGAUAAGCGAAUUCAACAGUAGAAAGCAAGGACUGUACUUUUACAAUCCGAGAUCCGACGUUGUUGCCGUUCUAAAAGGAGCUUGUGGAGAAGACUUCCAGUAUGUGUCCACUAGGGAGGAGCUCUCUUACUUACUGCAAAGCACUAGAGAAAAAUCAUCACACCAGCUUCUGGAGAUUCAUCGAGACAGAAGCGAGCCUUUAAUGAGCAAUCCAGAAUUGAUCCAUAGGAGCGUACAUGCGUCUAGCCAGGAGUUGAGCGAGGUCAAGACGACGCUCUUACACGCCACCGGUAGCUGAUAAGCUUGCUGAAAAACCUCUCUUACUUCAAAAAGUCUGUAAAAUGCUCUCUCACUAACCAUUAAGUUAAAGCGUAUUCCUGUACGCCAGGGAUGAAAAACGAAGCAUGCGCGACCAUCUUCUUUCGCUGGCUUUUUUCUUUGAAUAUCCUGAGUGUUAGAGAAGGUGAAAUCCGGAAUUCAUCGGCGUGUCUAGAUGCCAAUAGAAUUGAUUCUUAUUGUAUGUUAAAAGAGAGGAAAGGGGGCAAUAGAUGCACGAGGCUGCGCCUGUAAUUGUGAUUGUAAAUUGUAAUUUUCUAACCGAGAAAAAAUUAAAGUGUUAGUCUCUGUAGGGCAGAAGGCAAUUGUUCUCUUUUUAAUUUACAAUGAGAAUUAGACUGACGAUAAGUAUAUUGAACUCGCGAGGCCACAGCUGAGGAAGGAAUUAUUUUUGUAGUUUCAUUUACACCUUUCAAUAACGAAUUUUAAAAAAUAUCAGUGAUUACGAACAUUUCUCGAUUUCUAAUUAUCGAACUUUCAGUUACACACGCAGUACUUAGUCGAUAAGUAUAUAGUUUAAUGUCGCCAAUUGUUGACUCGUAGUUCAAAUAAUCAUUUACUUAAUUAAUCUACGAACAGUUGCUAGUUAGAGAUUCGAUUAAUUUAACGAUUGCUGAUAUUUUUAAUAAUCAGUAUUUUAGCAUAAACCAGUGAAAAAUAUAUACACCCAUUUCUUUGUUUACUUCGACACUAUUGACCUUUGUAAUAUUGUUAUUUAUUGAUUUAAUCGUGUUUAUUGUGCAACAUGAAUUAUUUUACAAAUCAUAGGCAGGUAUCAAAUUGAUACUUAAUUUUAAUAUAAAAAAUACCUUUUGAUACUGUUAAGAAUCUUAAUGAGUCUAUUAAUAAGUUUAUUAGAAUUAACAAAUUUAUACAUGUUUGUAUGCAAUCAUUAUUACUUUGAAUCGCAAAAAUUUGUUUACAAAGUACUAUAAAAUUUAAAUAUAAACAAAAAUAGUGUAAAAAGCA
Messenger RNA from Nasonia vitripennis (jewel wasp), 3392 nucleotides. RefSeq names its product sodium-independent sulfate anion transporter. Gene Ontology annotation, molecular function: sulfate transmembrane transporter activity. The record is from RefSeq and is a predicted model, not a curated record. The transcript is spliced from 9 exons. Gene Ontology annotation, cellular component: membrane. The coding region runs from base 496 to 2385 and encodes 629 amino acids. Lineage: Eukaryota; Metazoa; Arthropoda; Insecta; Hymenoptera; Pteromalidae. Gene Ontology annotation, biological process: transmembrane transport.